AUGUAUCGCCCAAAAUUAGCGCUGAUCACCCGGAUAGCUCGGCCGGCCACUUCAGCACUUCCAGCUUGCAUCUACCAUGGCAGACCGUCGAUUUCUACCUCAACAGUUAGCGAAGCGAUGAAACGCCCUCUACCGCCAGGACCGGCAAGACGCCGAAUUCCCGGAGUGCCAGCAGAUCGCGGAGGAUAUGAUAUUGAUGACCUCGUUCAGCCAAGGCCCGUCAAGCCGCCGCGGAUCGACGGGAAGCGGGAACCAGAUUAUAGCACUGGGCUCGACUCGGUUAUAGAGGUGGCAUUAUGUUUGGACGAAUUCUCGAGACGGCCAAUGAUUCGUGAAUUGGCCCUAGAGCAUGGUCUGGGAGACAAAUUGUUUAUGCAGGCCUACCGCUCGUUCAAGGAUUUUUGCCUGCAAAAGGACGCCGUGUUGGAGCCGGCACUGCUCGUCACGCUUCAUGACAUCAUCAAAGAUGGCCAUGACGUUGAUAACCUCUAUCAGUUCUUCUUGGCCCACGCGAAAAAGGUGUUCCCGCACAUCGAGGCGAUGAACGAGCUGAAGAUGAUCUCCGACCUCACCCAGCCGCAUAAUUGGUACCCCGAUGCCCGAACGAUCCAACGGAAAAUCAUCUUCCACGCCGGGCCCACCAACUCGGGCAAGACGUAUAACGCUUUGAAGAGAUUUCGCGAGGCAAAAUCCGGGAUUUAUUGCGGUCCGCUGAAGCUACUGGCCGCCGAGGUGUUUCAGAAGACAAACGACGCGGGGGUAAAAUGCGAUAUGGUGACCGGAGAAGAGCGAAGAUUUGCGAUCGACAACCAGCACCCUUCUGCCCAUAUCUCAUCGACUGUUGAAAUGCUGGCUACCACAAUGAGGGUCGAGGUAGCAGUAAUUGAUGAGAUUCAAAUGUUGCGCGACGAGCAAAGAGGCUGGGCCUGGACGCGAGCGCUACUUGGCGUGGCUGCUGAUGAGGUCCACCUCUGCGGCGAGCCAGCGGCCGUCGAAAUGGUACGCCGGCUACUCGAACCGAUGGGCGAAACUGUGGAGGUCCACGAAUACAAGCGCAUGUCGGGCCUGCAAAUCGCCCGCGAGGCCGUGCAAACUGUCGAUCGUGUGCAACCUGGCGACGCGAUCGUGUGUUUCUCGAAGCGCCAAGUAUUCAGCUUUGUCAACCUCUUGGAGAAGAAGGGGAUAAAGCCUGCCAUCAUCUACGGCGAUUUACCUCCCGGCACGAAGCUGGCCCAGGCGGCGCGCUUCAACGACCCCAACGAUGAUUGUGACGUUUUGGUCUCCACCGACGCCAUUGGCAUGGGCCUAAAUCUGAACAUCAAGCGCGUCAUUUUUGCGGCGCUGACCCGGAUGGGGGAGUUGAUCCCGAAUUAUCAGGCUCUGCAAAUUGCCGGAAGGGCUGGACGGUAUGGAACCCAUUAUGCCGAUGGUGUCGCCACGACGUUUCGACCCGAAGAUAUUGGCACGCUUCGAGAGCUGUUGGAAACGACGGUUCCACCCAUCGAUGCUGUCGGCAUUUCGCCGACUUACGAGCAGCUCGAGACGUUCUCCUUCCAUUUGCCGCAAGCCUCCUUUGUGAAACUACUCGAUCUAUUCGUGUCCGUUUGCAGCGUAACUGACCAUUUCUUCAUAUGUACCGUGGAGCAAAUGCGCGAGCUCGCUUUGCUGAUCGACUACAUCAUUUUGCCGUUGAAGGUCCGAUACACGUUCUGCGUGUGCCCGUUGUCGAUGGACUCGAAGCUCAAUCAGACGACGAUCGUCAAGAUGGCCAGGCGAUUCUCGUCCGGGCAGCCGUUGACCGCCGACUGGUUGCUGAACACGGUGCUCGAUCAGACCGAGUGGCCACCGGCAGUCCCGAAUACACUCGCGGAAUUGGAGCAUUUGGAAAAUCUCUUCGAAAUCAUGGACACGUAUCUGUGGUUUUCGUUGCGUUUCCCGGAUAUGUUGCCCGACGAGGAGGUGAUACGCGCGGCAACGCGGCAGCUGGAUCCGAUAAUCCAAGAAGGUGUCGAGAAUCUGGUCAGCCGAUACGCCCACGAGGGAAAAGAGGGAUCCCAGCGCCAAAAAUGGAAGGCAAAGGAGCAGACGCAAAAGGAAGAAAAAGUCUGGGAGCGGAUUAUCAAGAAGUCCGAGCACAAAGCUCCUGCUCAGGAGCCGCAGCUGCGCAGCGAUGUUGCCGCCCAAUUGGAAAAAGACGCUGCCGGAGGGUUGAGCCAGUUUUCCAAGCGGCGCACCUCGAAAAGUUCGGCGAUCCUCGAAAAAGCGCGCGCCUAUCUUUCGCCCGAAGAACUGGAGCAUCUGAAGCAAGCGAUGAAAAGGGAA
Mesorhabditis spiculigera is the source of this 2322-nucleotide messenger RNA. The record is from the annotation of a GenBank genome assembly. Lineage: Eukaryota; Metazoa; Nematoda; Chromadorea; Rhabditida; Rhabditidae.